This is a messenger RNA of Lolium rigidum, 1728 nucleotides long. Its product is annotated as beta-1,2-xylosyltransferase XYXT1-like. The record is from RefSeq and is a predicted model, not a curated record. Gene Ontology annotation, molecular function: glycosyltransferase activity. Bases 1 to 1710 code for a protein of 569 amino acids. NCBI's taxonomy places the organism in Eukaryota, Viridiplantae, Streptophyta, Magnoliopsida, Poales, Poaceae. The transcript is spliced from 5 exons.
AUGGUUACCGAGUCCUCGUCGACGACGAUGCCGUCCGCGAAGGGCGUGGCGAGAACGCUGGCUCAGCACCACCAGGCCGUGGUCGGGUUCCUCUUCGCCUUCUUCGUCAUCCUUGUGCUCUACACCACGGUGUCUGGCCAGUUCGGGUGGACGAACACCAUUGUAGUACUGCAGUCCACGCCGGCCGAACAGAAUGCCAGGGCUUCUCCUCCUCCACGGCCGUCGUCGCCAGCCUCGGCGCCUAAUAAUUCUGCAAAAGAUAUUAUUGUGCACAAGGACGACGUAAACAAGACCAUGGGGGGAGAACAUACCCAAGACAAUGUACCUGGAACCGACAAGAAUAACAAGACUGAUGCAAACUUCGAUAACAUGCAAGCUAAUAGAACGGAGCAGUCAGGCGGUCAACCAGUAAAUAAUACUAUUACUAACGUAAGUGACAAGAUGAAGGAGGAGGAGCUCAUUCGGCAAGAACUCGAUCAGGACGACGAUAAGGAUGAAACAAACGUCAAAAUAGGUGCUCCAGUUCCGCGCAAGCCCAUCUGCGACCUGUCCGACCCAAGGUACGACAUCUGCGAGAUCAUCGGCGACGCCCGUGCCACCAACCGGACCGUCCUCUAUGUGCCGCCGCCCGCCGAGCGUACCGCCGACGGCCAGGAGUGGGCCAUCAAGGACCAGUCCCGCAAGCACCUGGAGUACAUCAAGAAGGUCACGGUCCGGUCCCUGAGCGCCGAGCAGUCCCUGGCGGCGCCGGAGUGCACCUCCCGACACGCCGUCCCGGCCGUCGUCUUCGCCAUGAACGGUCUCACCUCCAACCCGUGGCACGACUUCAGCGACGUGCUCGUCCCGCUCUUCAUCACCGCGCGCGCCUUCGACGGCGAGGUCCAGUUCCUCGUCACCGACCUCCAGCCCUGGUUCGUCGACAAGUACCGCCUCAUCCUCGCCAACCUCUCCCGCUACGACGUCGUCGACUUCGACAGGGACGCCGGCGUCCGCUGCUACCCGCGCGUCGUCGUCGGGCUACGCAGCCACCGCGACCUCGGCAUCAACCCGGCGCGCGCGCCGCGCAACUACACGCUGCUCGACUUCCGCAUGUACAUCCGGGACAUAUUCUCGCUGCCGCCCGACAGCGUCGGCAUCCCGUACAAGGCCGCCGCCGCCAGCAACAAUAACGCAACCGUCGACGGCGAGAAACGGAAGCCGCGGCUCAUGCUCAUCAACCGCGGCCACAACAGGAAGUUCGUCAACAUUCCGGAGAUCGCCGACGGGGCGCGGGCGGCCGGGUUCGAGGUCGUCGUCGUGGAGCCGCGCCGCGACCUGAGGCUGGAAGAGUUCUCCCGGGCGGUGGACUCGUGCGACGUGCUCAUGGGCGCGCACGGGGCCGGCCUCACCAACUUCUUCUUCCUCCGCACCGGCGCGGCCAUGCUGCAGGUGGUGCCGUGGGGGCACAUGGAGUACUCGGCCAUGAUCUUCUACGGCGUGCAGGCCAAGGAGAUGGGGCUGCGGGACGUGGAGUACAGCAUCACCGCCGAGGAGAGCACGCUGUAUGAGAAAUACGGCAAGGAUCACCCGGCGGUCAGCGAUCCGGAGUCAAUCCAUAAGCAGGGCUGGCAGCUUGGCAUGAAGUACUACUGGCUGGAGCAGGACAUCAGGCUCAACAUCACCAGAUUUGCUCCCACGCUGCACCAGCUGCUCAGGACACUCGGGGAAUAGAGGAUAGCAAAUGCAAAU